AAAAAUAAUUUUUGCAUCUAUAAAAUAUACUGCAUGUUUCACACACCGUAUGUAAUGGCUACACGUUUUUUUUUAAAUCAAAAGAUUACACCAAAUAGCAAUUGUUGGAAACUCUACACAAGAGACGUAAGUAUGUUAUUCACCUAAAUAUUGAAACUUCUAGCAAUUGAUUAAAUAUAAUGCUAAUAGGUUAUCAAAUAAAAGAUGUUAUAAUGUGUCUACGUAUGAGUGAUUUGAAAAAAGAUCACUAAAUAAAUAGAAAAUAAAAUAUUAGCCCUUUUCUAUAUAUAUGAUAAAUGUGAAUAAAAUCAGUUGUUAUUUUCAUUACACUUUUUAUUUAUUUAAUAAUCAUUAUUUCAAUGCUUUUACAUAAGAUAAACAUGAUUUGCUAUUUUAUUUGAUAAUCUACUAUUAGUAAUAGAUAUCUAAUAAUAUAUUGUGUCAAUUUAAAGCUUUAAUUUCUAAUAGAACAAUCCACACUUCAUGAAUAAGAUUACUGUCCUUGUGUAAAAAUCUAAAUUUCUCAAUGAUGAAACGAAUCAUCAACGAUAAAUUGAAACCAAGCCGAUUUAUUGAAUCCUCGCCGAUUGAUCGAUCUAUUUAUUAUAAAUCAAACCUUCGAUGAAAAGUCGAGCUUGGAAACGAAGGAACUAAAAAACUGGUGUGGAUGUUUGAAGAUUGCCCCCAUCCAAACAAAAUCAAAGUACCCAAAUCGAAUUCAACUUGUCCUCUAGAAAAUGCCCCUGAAAAAAAAUUUAAUUGUUUAAAUAUUAAAUUGAAAUUAUUUUAUAUUUAACGUAUAUUAUGACCUAUAUCGAAUGAAUAAAAUGUAUAUUAUUGUUUAAAUAUUAGUUUAAUGUACUUAAUUUAUUGUACGUGUACAUUAUACAUCGUUUAAAUAAUUAUGAAAUUAUUGCACAGUUAUAUAUUAUUCUUAAAAUCCAUUAGCAUAAACGACUGAAUUAUUUAUGCUUAUUUGUUAUUUGCUUAUUUUUACCAUAGAGUUAUUAGUCGAAAGCUCAUUAAAAUGCCUAAAUAAGUUAAUGUGCUUUUUCGUGUAUGAUAUAACGUGUUUGAAAUGGAUCAGAAAAUUUGAGCAUUGGUUUAUAAUAAGGAAGCAAACAUUACUUCAUGGAAACAAAAUAUACACCAUUUUAACAUUUAAAAGAAAAUCAGUAGUUUUAAGCCAUGUCCUUGCUUGAACCUUUAUCUUUAAAAGAAGACUUCAUUCAUCAAAAUCAUUCAAGAAUUAUGCCUGUACUCAUUUUUAGUGUAAACUAUUAUAAAAUCAGGAAUAAUGAACAGCCUUAAAUAACAAAUAAUACUUAUCUUAAAUUUCUCCUGAUUGAAAUUUGAAAACUUCUAAGAAAAGUGGGAUCUACGCGACAUCUGGCGGCUGAACAAGACGAUUAACUGGUCGUCACAUAUAUUUAUUUUCAUUUACCUUUCUUUAUUGUAAAAUAAUUUUUGAUUAUAUGAUUGUAACUUUGAAAUUGGCGCCAUUGGACAAUUUACACAUUUAUAUUUAAUUUGAAUGCUAAGUAAACUUAAUUAUUGAUUAAUAUAAGUAGUGUGUAUUGAUAAGGAAUACAUUUAUAAAUUAUGGCUGGCAUUGAUAAUAUCGAAAUACCUAUUCCAGAUGAAGUUUGUAAACAAGUAGGUACUGCGGCAAGCUGGAUUAAUUCAAAUAAGAUUGGACUAUAUGCAUACAAAUACAUAAAUAAACGUACACAAGAUACAAAAAGUACUUUUAUUACAUCUAAUAUUCAAAUACAUAUUCUAAGACCUGAAGUAAUAUUGUUUUCUCCUCCAUUGCGUAAACUUGUUAAUGAAAGUAAUGGAGUUUUCUUAUCAAUAUAUAAAAUUAAGUCAUCUUCUUCCGGAGAUAUUUGUCCAGAGUUAUUGAAACAUAGCAAGCAAUAUCGUUCUAUUUUAAGAGCAUGUGUAGAAGGUCUACAAGAUAUUGCAGAAAAAUCUUUAUCCGAAAAUAAAAUAACAAUAGAAAAUUUUCUUACUAUCUUUUAUAAUGUAGAAUGUGUAUGGCACUUAACAGAAAUUUUAUAUGUCGAUAAUAUUCCAGGUAAUGUAAUAUUACCAUGUUUGUUGGAAUGGAUUCAAUUUCACUUUCCAUCAAAAGAACUUAAAGCAAUAAAAAUGUUAUCACAAAAAUGUAUUGCUGCUGAUUUAGAAUAUAUAUAUUACUGGGAAGUAGUAAUAGGUUGUGCAUUACAUGGAAAAACAGAUUUAGUACGUGCACUUUUGUCAAUGCAUAGCAAAGCAGACCAUCCAGCUUUUAUCGUUGCAGAAAAUAUGAUUAAAACCAUGCCUAUAUAUAAUGUUUAUGGUGGUUAUUCAGUGAGUGAGUUCACAAUACGUUGGAAACACUGGCAGUUAGAUUUAUCUUCAAACAUUGAUAGCAAAACUUUUGCUAUUGAUAACAAUUUGGAAAUGCUUAUGAAGUUAGUAGUUGGAGAUGAAUCUACAAUAUGGGAAUUCUCAAAAUAUACAGAGGCCUGGUAUGAAUUAUUAGCUGCAAAAUUGUUCUACUCUGUACCUUGUUGUAAGCAAAUUGAGCUUACACGACAUGCAAAUAAUAUAGCAGAAAAAUGGAAAGCAAAUAAACCUUUGGAUAAUAUUAUUUUGGCUUUAAUAGAAAAUGAUCUUCAUCGAGUUAUUAAAGAAAUUCAAUGUAUGAAUGAUAAUGGAUGGUUUGCAGCUCAUUUAAUAGAUCUAUUGUAUAAUUGUGGAAAAUUAAAUAUUAUAGAUAAACAUCAAAUGAAUGUUACAGCACAGUUACAUGAAUCUCUUAUUUUAGAGUAUGCUACCACUUUAAUGGGACAUCAUUCCUUAUGGCAGUGUGGUGCUAGUUAUUUAAUACAUUGUCCCAUUCAAGGUUUAGCAAGAUUAGAAAUAUUAUUACAAUCAUUACCCAUGGGUUCAGAAGCAAGGGUAAACAAAAUUAUUGAUAUUGCACGUGAUAGCAACAUAAAUCAUAUAGUUACUAGUAUAUGUAAAAUUCAAGGUGUGAAAUGCAUUAGACAAAAAAGACUUGGAAAUGCAUUAUCAUGGGCAUUAAAAGCACAAGAUGGUGGUUUCAUAACAUAUAUUGCUAAUCAAUUUCUAAAAUAUUAUGCAGAAAAUGGGGAAUUAGAGUGUCGUGAUUUACUCGAGAACUUAGGACCUUGUAUGUUAGCUAGUGAUAGACUUACAUUUUUAGGUAAAUAUUGUGAAUUUCAUCAAAUGUAUAGUAUUGGUGAAUUCAAAGAAGCAGCUAGCUUAUUAGUUUCUCUAAUAGUUUCUAAUUUAACACCAAGAUAUUUUUGGUCAAUCCUGUUCACGGAUGUUAUUCCUCUUCUGGAAAGUGAAGAUGUUAUUUUAUCAUCCAUCGAUUCCUUUGAAUUAUUACGUUGUGUUGAAGCUCAUGGUGAUGAUCCAAAGUUUGCAGAUAAAGUAGAAAUAUUUCGUUUAGCAGUGGCACGAAAUUUAGCAAGAGCAUUAAAUCUUGAAGGCUGUCAAGCAGAACAAUAGUAAUUUCAUAAAAAGAAUUACUAUUGUAACUUUUAAAUAAAAUUUUAAAAAUAACCAAACUGAAAAUUUUAUAUUUAUGCAUAUUUAUAUGAACUUGAUAUAGUUUUUCUAAAUAUCUAGAUAACUUUUAUAUAAAAUAAGACAAUAAAUGUAAUAGUUGCAAAGCAAUAUUAAAUACGAUAAAAUGUUUUUGAAAUCAGAGAAGUUUGAAUGUGUAAUGAAUUAUAAAUGUAUAGCAAAGUAAAAAAUUCAUGGUGUUCAUGUUAUAUUCAGAUCAAGGUCUGAUAUCUCUACAUUAACACUUUCUAAUGUUAAAUUAUUUGGAAAUCGAAACUCAUUGUUAAAUAAAUUAUAAAACAAGAAAAUAAUAAAA
Vespa crabro (European hornet) is the source of this 3901-nucleotide messenger RNA. RefSeq names its product nuclear pore complex protein Nup85 (gene Nup75). Gene Ontology annotation, biological process: mRNA export from nucleus; protein import into nucleus; positive regulation of DNA-templated transcription. Bases 1603 to 3528 code for a protein of 641 amino acids. Lineage: Eukaryota; Metazoa; Arthropoda; Insecta; Hymenoptera; Vespidae. The transcript is spliced from 9 exons. Gene Ontology annotation, cellular component: nuclear pore outer ring. Gene Ontology annotation, molecular function: structural constituent of nuclear pore. The record is from RefSeq and is a predicted model, not a curated record.